AUUAUCAAGACCAGUGGACUAAUGAAGAAAUUCAGAUAUUGGAAAAAUUUUUUGACUUAAAGGUGGCCAGUCCUCCUUACAAAGUGAAUGCUCUGACAGCUUUCUGCAGACUUCUUGGUGCACCGGCAUGUAUACUUAGAGACUGUUUGCAAAUCAUGAGACUAGAGUUGAUGCCUGAUCGAAACCUCAAGUGGUCUGUGCAGUGGUGCUUAACCAUACCUCCUGGGGCUCAUCCAAUCAGUGCACCAGCUGGCACUCCAGCUGUUGUGGUAAAGAGCAAAAUGAUAAUCAUGCUUAUGUUGACCCGGAUUGGCCUAAUGUUGUCUUCAAACACCGAACCUCAGUCUGUUAUUGUUCCUCUGCUCUAUGACAUCAAUGCUAAUACAAUACAACUUGUUGAAGCUCGGCCACCUGCCCCUCACACUCAGACUCCUGCACAAAUGGCUAUUGUUUCAAUGUUAAGACGAUUUGCUGAACUUCAUCAAAAUCCUACCGAAUGUGCCAUAUUCCCAUCAGUGCGAGAACUUAUGACUAAUUUAGUAAUUCCUAUUCAGCAGUAAUGCCGAUAUAAACAUUUCCUUCAAACUCCUGUACAAAUGUUUACAAAACACCUCCUUAAGCUGAUUUCCUGUCUCUAAACUAUCCUUGCAACUCAGUCUCCACUUUAUUAUUCUUUGCAGUAAUUAAGUGCAGGCAGGUUACAAUUUUUAAAAUUUAUUUUUAUCCUUCAUGUUUUGAGAUCUGAUUUUCCAUAUUAGCACCAAUUGGAUAGUUCUGCAAGCAUGAAUUGUGAGAGCAAAUAUUUUCCAGACAGAUGCUA
Octopus bimaculoides (California two-spot octopus) is the source of this 820-nucleotide messenger RNA. RefSeq names its product mediator of RNA polymerase II transcription subunit 14. The record is from RefSeq and is a predicted model, not a curated record. Gene Ontology annotation, biological process: regulation of transcription by RNA polymerase II. Gene Ontology annotation, cellular component: mediator complex; core mediator complex. Gene Ontology annotation, molecular function: transcription coregulator activity. Lineage: Eukaryota; Metazoa; Mollusca; Cephalopoda; Octopoda; Octopodidae.